CCCUCUCAAUGCUGAGCUUGGGUUGCGUAUCUCAUGGUUUCUUGACUCUUAUUUGACCACGAUGCCUUAACCGGCGAUUGACAUCUUCAGCUUUGUGUAUUAAGCUGCCUCUUGAGAAAUGAAAACUUUGCCCUAGAAAGUGGUUUCGUUGUGGAAGCUCGACCGAGUGGGUUCCUUUGCUUUCCCUUGUACAUACCGAUUGGUCACUUCCCUUCAUUGUUUAUUUACACCAAAACUUCAACCCAUUCAGCCUGGGUUGUUAGUGUCAUGCUUCUAACAGCCCCCCUUCGCGGAUGCCGUUAUGGGCACCGCGCUUUUCUUCCUUUAAGCCUACCCACGGUGGUAAAGGCGACUUCUCCUCUCGCUCUCACUAGUUUCCCACAGUUUAAGAGGUUCUACGCCGACCCUGCUCACGAUGCAAAGGUCGAGGCAAUCCGCAACAUUGGCAUUAUUGCCCAUGUUGAUGCCGGCAAAACCACGACAACUGAGCGAAUGCUCUAUUACAGUGGCUUGUCCAGGCAUCUAGGAAAUGUCCAAGAUGGCAACACCAUGACCGACUUCCUUCCUAUGGAGCGGGAGCGUGGUAUCACUAUUCAAUCCGCAGCCGUUACCUUUCUCUGGCCUCCACAGCAGAGCUUGGCUCCCGGCCAACAACCAAAGAGCAUCAACCUGAUCGAUACGCCAGGUCAUCAGGACUUCCGCUACGAGGUCGACCGUUGCUUGCCGAUUCUUGACGGUGCUGUCUGCAUUCUUGACGCUGUCAAGGGAGUUGAGACUCAUACCGAGCGGGUCUGGGAGUCUGCUCAACUGUCAAAGAUCCCGAGACUUAUCUUUGUCAACAAGCUCGACCGUGACGGAGCCUCCUUCAAGAGAUCAUGUCUCGAGGUGGCUUCUAGGCUCAGAACCUAUCCCCUGAUCUGCCAGAUUCCGUGGUGGAACAAGGAUGAAUUUGUGGGUGUCAUCGACAUCAUCAACCUCGUCGGCAUGAAGUUCUCUAGCACUGGCCAAAUGUCACUUGUGAGUGAGGAGACUAUUGGCAAGGAAAACCCAACUCUUCGCGCCGAGAUGGACAAGGCCCGUCUUAGCCUUAUUGAGACACUGUCUGAAUAUGACGAUGCCGUCAUGGAGGAGUUCCUCGAGCUCGAAAAGGACGUGCCUACUGCCUCCAUCAAGAGAGCCAUUCGAAAGCUGAUUAUGGAUGGAGAAGCAAAGUUCUCCCCCAUCUUUGCCGGCGCUUCUCUCAAGAACAUUGGUGUACAGCCAUUGCUCGAUGGUGUCAUUGACUACCUACCCAGCCCUCUCGAUAGACCGGAAGUUGAGGUCAUUCAGGGCAAGAAGGCAAUGCCGCUAUCAAAGCUUCUCACUCUGCAAGACAAGAAGAAGAAGAAUCACGGCAACCAUGCUCACUCUCAGUCACCCAUCACAACCAUCGGUCACGUCUUCAAGGUCGUUGACGACCCCCGCCGUGGUAUGAUGAGUUUCGUUCGGGUUUAUCAUGGCGCUCUCAACCGCAGCAAUCACCUGUACAACAGCAACAUGAAUACCUUUGAGAAAGCUCAGGCCCUCCUUCACGUCUCUGCCAAAGAUUAUCAAGACAUCCAGCUCCUCGGUACCGGCCAAAUCGGCGCUCUAACCGGCUUGAAACAAGCUCGCACCGGCGACACCCUACUCACCUUCCCCGGCAGUCACAACCCCAAAGCUCCGGAGCAGUUCAGAGCCGUCCACAUCAAGACCCUCGACACUCCUCCCGCCGUGGCCUUCAUCUCCAUCGAGCCCUACACCAAGACCGCCAGCGAGAAGAUCGAAGAAGCCCUCAGCAAGCUCUCGCGCGAAGACCCCAGCAUCCGCUGGAGCAAAGACGAAAAGACCGACCAGCUCAUCCUCUCCGGCAUGGGUCUCCUGCAUCUCGAGAUCGCCCAACACCGUCUCCUGACGCACUACAAAAUCGACCGCGACACCGCCAUCUGGGGCGACAUCGAAGUCGAGUAUUCCGAGUGCUUACUCUCCCCGGUCGCACCGCACCGCGCCGUCUUCGACCGUCCCAUGCGCGGCGAGAACGGCAAAGCAGCCUGCACCGCCACCCUCGUCCCCGUCGAAGACCACCACCGGCACGAAUCCCUCCUCGAGUCCUGCGUCGAGCGCGACGGCAACAUCAUCCACAUCGUGAUCCCCCUUCCCGAAGGGACCGAGGACCACGAAUCCCUCCCCUUCGACGCCGAGCUCGUCCGCCAGCAGCUUCUCAACGGCGUCAUCGCCGGCCUUUCGCGGGGCCCGCGCCGCAACUGUCCCGUGCGCAAAACCCACGUCACCAUCACCUUUGAUCCGGAGACGGACUUCUUCGGGGCUACCCAGACCACGGGCGGACACAUCACCAACGCGGCGCUGCAGGCCGUGCGCGCCUGCCUGAAGGAGGCGCACGCCAACUCGGCCAUCGGCAUCCUCGAGCCUUUUACCAACGUGACUAUCCACUGCCCCGAGGAGGCCUCGCACGCGAUCCAGCACGAUCUCGUCUCGGCGCGCGGCGGCGCGGUGCUCGAGGUGCGGAGACCCGAGGAGAGUGAUGCGGACGCGGCGUUUGUCAGCGAGGGAGGUGGUAUUGAUCUGAGCAAGAUGUACGUGCCGCCCGAUCCGUACGAGAGCGUGCAGAGCUUGAGAGACCCCAAGAAGAGCGUGGUGCGGAUGCUGGAGAUUGUGGGCAAGGCGCCGCUGAAGGAUAUGAUGAAGUAUGAUAGCCAGCUAAGGAGCAUGACGGGCGGUAGGCACUCGUUGCAGUUGGAUCCGGGCGAGUUUGAGCUGGUGACGGGGCCGAGGGAGAAGAUGAUUGGUUGAAUGGUGGGGAGGAGGUAGGGUAGAUAGAUGCUGAAUAUAUAUGUAUGAUAUUGAUUGA
Neurospora tetraspora is the source of this 2887-nucleotide messenger RNA. Its product is annotated as P-loop containing nucleoside triphosphate hydrolase protein. Gene Ontology annotation, cellular component: mitochondrion. Gene Ontology annotation, molecular function: GTPase activity; GTP binding. The transcript has 3 exons. The record is from RefSeq and is a predicted model, not a curated record. NCBI's taxonomy places the organism in Eukaryota, Fungi, Ascomycota, Sordariomycetes, Sordariales, Sordariaceae. Gene Ontology annotation, biological process: ribosome disassembly; mitochondrial translation. Bases 268 to 2829 code for a protein of 853 amino acids.